GUCUGGCGUCUUUCACAACCUGUGGUUUUCAUAAAAGGGCAGGUGAACUAAAAGAUCAGAAACAAUGAAGGAACAAGCAGCAGCAAGGUAGAGGUACAAGGAUCAUAUCUGGGUUUAAUGACUGAUUUCCUGACAUCCUCCAUGAAAGAAAAGCCUCACUGAGAAUUCUUUUCACAAACAUUAGAAGAGAGAGCUCCAAGGUCAUUGCUUUAGAUUUUAUCCCAGAACAGGAGAAAAUGAGUACAGGAAAUAACAUCACAACUGUAAAGCAAGAUGUCACUGUUCAUCCAACCAAUACCACCCAAAUAGCCACAACUGGAAGUGGGAAUUUCAUUAAUAACUUAAUUAAUAAAAUUCCAUUACCAAGAUGGGCCUUGAUUGCCAUUGGUGCAGGUGUGGGUUUUGUUAUCCUCGUCUGUGUCAUCUGUAUCUGUGUGAAAUGCUGCUGCAAGAAGAAGAAGAAGAAAAAAAAGAAGGAGCAACUUAACUUGCAAAGUCUGAAUGGCUCCAUCACAGCAAAUCUGGUGCAGCCAGACAUGGAUGAUUUGGAUGGAGCAGUAGAAAACUAUGGAAAAUUGCAAUGUUCCUUGGACUAUGAUGCUAAGAAUGAAAAUUUUACUGUUGGAGUUCUACAGGCAACAGACUUAAAGGCUAUGGAUUUUGGAGGAACGUCUGAUCCUUACGUUAUUGUGUACAUUUCUCCAAAAAUGACGGUGAAAUUUGAAACUAAGGUGUACAGAAAAACGCUUAAUCCUAUUUUCAAAGAACAAUUCACAUUCAAGGUCAAGCAAGAUGAAAUGAAGAAUAAAGUUGUGGUGAUGCAAGUAUAUGACUUCAACAGAUUCUCCAAACAUGACAUAAUUGGUGAAGUGAGAAUCCCACUCAGUACAGUUAACCUGAACUAUGCAGUGGAAGAAUGGCAUGACCUAACCAGAGCUCAGAAGGAAGAGGAUGUGGAACAUGGUGAUAUCUGCUUGUCUCUCCGUUAUGUCCCUGCUUCAAGCAAGUUAACAGUUGUCAUUUUAGAAGCCAAGAACCUGCAGGUGAUGGAUAAAGAUGGUUCAUCUGAUCCCUAUGUGAAGAUUCGCUUGAUACUCAAUAAUAAAAAAAUUAAGAAGAGGAAGACAACAGUUAAAAAGAAUACCCUAAAUCCAUAUUUCAAUGAAUCUUUUACAUUUGAUAUAAAUUUAGAAGAAAUACAGAAAGUGCGGUUGGUGAUCUCUGUGUGGGAUCAUGACAAGUUAUCAAAGAACGAUGCCAUUGGAAGACUCUUUCUUGGCUGUGAUGCCACCGGAAAUCAGUUACGCCAUUGGUCCGACAUGCUGGCCAAUCCCAGACGACCGAUUGCACAGUGGCACUCUCUCCAAUCCAAAGAGCAAGUAGAUAAAGAACUCAAAGAGCUUAAAAAGAAUCCUCGUCACAAAGGCAAAAGCCAGUGAAACCAAAAUACAGUUCAUGAAGAAGUAAACUGAAAGAUUAUCUGCUUCAGAUAGAUUUAUUCACCCACAAUCAGUACCACUCUGCUACGGCAUUCUGCGUUCUAGGAAUUGAACCAAAUUGGAGGAGUUGAAAUGUUUUACGUUAAGUUUCUCAAGCAAAAUAAAUAUACAGAACAGAGCAUAUUUAUUAAAGAAUGACCAGCUCUGUGAUUCUGGUUGUAAUUGUAAAGCUGAUCUUGGUAUAGAUUGGAGCAUGGUGCUGAUCAGAAAUGUGGAAAGUUGGGAUUUCCAUUCUUCUGGAAAAUCGUAUCACAAUGAAAGUAAAUAAAACAUAAUGAUUUAUUCUGAAUAAACUGCAGCAUUACCAUAAUUCAAGAGUUGGGAUACUAAUCUCCAGGAUUGAAUUACUAUUUUAAUGGACCACUAUCUUUAUGAUUGCAGAUUUGGUAAUAAUAUGUGAAGCAAUGAAUUAAAGCACACUCUCACUUUGGUUGCAGAUAAUAAUAGAUCAAGAAACUUAGAGGAUUGAAUCUGCUCCUUGGUUUGUGGUGAGGUGGUUGAUCUCCCCCAGGGCAGCAAUUGUGAGGAAGAAUUGGCCAGGAUCUACUUUUGCUCAUCAUUCAUUGACCCCACACUAAAUAUGCAAGACCCAAUGUUGGUAAAAGAAUCAUGCUCAGUUUUGAAGAACUUCCAAUGUGAUUACUUCCAGGGACCAAAUCUAUCAAGUAGCCACAUCAACAAGAUAUAGAAAGCUUUCUGCAGCUUUGGAAAUGUACUCUAACUGGCAGAUAAAGGCCCUAAGUUCAGAUGGCUAUAAAUCUGUUGGGAGACCAGCAAACCACAUAAAGAAGAGUUGGAGCCUUAAGCAGGAUUUUGGACAUAUAGGAGUUGGAGGAGGGGAUGGGGUGGGUGUUGACCUUAGGUUGGAUUGAGAGGCUGUGGUGAUUCGGGCCAGGGCAAUAGAAUACUGAAAUAAGUAUGGUGUGUCAAAUUCCAAAGCCUAAUAAGAAACAUCCAGGCCUGCCAGAGAAAAUGUUCCUGCUGGGAAGCACCCUUACAAAUUAGGUAGCGUGCUUCUCAUCCUAAAAAGUGUGCUGAGAUCAUUGCUAGAGGGAACCAAAACACAGGAUCUUGAAGUAAAUGCAGGAUCACUUCCAAAGAAUUUCAGGAGAAUGGGGCAAGGUCUGCUCCAUUCUCAUCCCAUAUGAAUAAUAUUCAUUUACCUCACCACAUUUUGCUUGUGAAGAUAUUCUUUUAAAUUUAUUAUGUUAGAUAGUAUGUUAAAAAUAUUUCUUAAUUGCUGUGGUGCAAGUUUGCCAAUUUGUUAUUAAUGGGUUAAUUGCUUUAACUGCCGAUACUAUGCGAAAGGGAGCAGGAAAUAGUAUUGGUUGAUGAGCUUAGGAAAUCGUGCCAGCCCUGAUCUGUAUCUGUUCAGGAUGUUCUUGCCUACUUAUGCUACCAGGAAUUUCUCCCUACUAAAAGAAACCAGGCGAGAUCUGCAAAGUGGGCCAGGUACACCGGCAAACUAUUUUUCAGCCAUAACCACAAUAUUUUCAAGGGCAAACAUAAUAAAGACUGCAUUCACCAAUGUACAUUCUUUUCAUAUCUAGAAGGAAAUGCUCUGUACUUCCUAAAAAAAAUUAUCCCAUUAUUUGCUUACAUAAAGAUUAAAUUUUAAAUCCCGUCUUGCUCAAUAGUAAUUUUGAUUGAAUCACAUUUUAAAGUAACCUAACCUAUUUGCAAUGCAAAGUAAAUUUAAAUACUCAUCUGAUAGACAAAUUUUUUUCAGCUCUCACACUCCUUGAUGGAAACUUCCUCAUUUUUUCACAAUUUAUCAAUGCUACUCUGGGCAAUGCUUUCUUAAGAGCUAUGUAAACCACACUCUAGGUCUUCCUCUUUUGUAGAUUUGGCCUUAUUCCAAACUCGAGACUCAUUGUAUUGCCUUUCACCUCCAAUUUAACUUCCUUCUACAAUGCACACAUUUUUAAAGUCCAAUCUUGACACUGUUGCAGGCAAUGCUUCACCUUUUUUUUAAUAUCGGUCACGACUAAGACUAUUGCCUGACUCUCGCCCUAGAUUGCUCAAUACUAAGUGGCUGAGUCAAAACUUGCCCUUCAAGAUGUAAGUGAGUUAAAAGCAAAAGUUGUAUCCAUUGACAUCUGGUCUGUUUACUCAAACUAACUAAAAACAAUUUAAUGUUAAUCAUAUUGUAAUGUACAUUUAUGAUAAAUGUUAGAAUCUUCAGAAAGGUACUUAAUCUGUGAUUUUUGUAUUGAAAGGGGAUUACUGUGAAAAAAAUCUCCAUCAUUGACCACAUAAGGUGACUAGAAGAUGAAACCUUGUUAGAAUGCACAACUUCAGUGAGAAUAUUUCUUGUACGUGGCACAGGAUUUAGAUGAAAAACAAUUCUCCUGAUUUAUUUAGAGGCAACUAUUCUGAAAGAAAUGGCUAACAAAGAUAAAUGUAACAGAAAGCACAUUGAAUUACAUAGAUCAAGAGGUCUAUAGAUUCAUUUUCUGACCAGUGUUGAAUUGGAUAAUCCUGAGCAUCAUAUUGCUUCAGCAUCCUCAGGCUGGGAAGGAGAAAUCCAACAGGAAUAUGUCUAUUGCUGAUGACGGAAACUUGAAUCGGACUUAACUGGUGCAUUUUUCAUGUUGUACCUUUUUCUCAUAAUUUAGCAUUGAAGGUAAAGAAUAUUUUCUGGUAAAAAAAAACUUUAAAUUCAGCAGCUCUGCUAUCUUGAAGAUGAUUUCAUUCCCUCAAGAUUUAAUGAGUGAAGAACUCAACAUCGCUAUAGCAAUUACUGGUGUCAAAGAAUCUUUGGAAAUUACAUUUCCAAACCACUAGCACCUAUAAAUUGCUUUUGGUAUGAGGUUUUAUGCUGAUGAUAAUUGUGCAGCAAUGACUGUGUAGGGAUCAUUCUUUCAUGCAUGCUUUUCCUCUUCCCAAACCAACAAAAUUGCUGUAAUUACAAAUUGAAGUGCAAGUGCUAACAUGCUCAUUGUGUGUGUUACUUUAAUUAAGCAGACACAUUUAUCACUUAAGGGAAAAGUGCUCUGUAUUGCUGUAAUAAUGCAUCCCUGGUGCAAUGUGUUUACAUUGUCCAUAUGGAAGAGGCGUUACUGCAAAAUCUGCAGUGAGGAAACUGGAUCCUUAAUUUAAAUGUGAGUUGCUGAAAACAAAUUCCUUACUUUAAUGGCUCUUAUACAUAUAUCCUGAAAAUUUUUUUUAUUAAAAUGAGCAAUCCAUUGUCGGCCUCCAGAAACGGAUUUAAUUUAGCUUUCAGCUGAUUAGAAGCAAAUUUUUAAUUACCUUCAUCUGGCAUUUAAAAUUGGGUGACCUGGAAAUUUGCAUUAUAUGUUGUCUUGUUAGCACUGGCACAUCUGCUGCUGCCAUAGAAGAGUGGGCAGAUGGCAUUGUUGGAUGGUUCAAGGAAGAAGCCACUUUUAAUUAUGGAUAUUGGAGUUUGAAAACAUACAUUGAACCCUUAUAGCAAGACUGUGGUAUGUUCUGCCCUGAUCGGACCAUCCAUUUUAAAAAGCCCUUUCCUUUCUUCAGGAGGAGGAAGAGGAGUGCUCCUCCCAGGCCAACAGAAAGCCUCUUGCCCAUCUUUGAGAUAAUCCUUUGGAUUGGCUUGAUUCCCACCCAACAUAAGUAGCUGAAAAUUUAAAUAGCUUCAAAACUGAGAUGUACAUCUGACCGAACUGCAUCCUGUAUUGUGAAUCUUAACUUUCUGCAUUUGAUUAUGUAGAACACAUUUGACAAAAAAACUGUGUUAAAGUGUGCAUAAAUUGUUUAUAUCACACAAUCUCACUUAUUAAUACAGGGAACAAAUAAUAUGUUAAAGAAGAUAUCGCUUAAAAUCAGAAAGGAAUAAAUUAUUUUGAUAUUAAAUUGAGCAUUUGAGAAUUUAAUCAUUAGGAGGUUUCUUCUCUCUUCCUACCCAUCACACCAGUGUUUCUUAUUUUUAAUCUGGAGCAUUUUGCAAUCAAGAACUACCCAGUCCUCAUCUCCCACUUCUAUGCUCUUUUUCUGCCUGUGUUGGGUGGGCAGUGGACUAAAGGUCUCAAACUGAGGCCUUCUGCUGUUUCUGCAGGUGGUGGCUCAAUUUACUGAAGCACUUUUCCGAUGCAGUUACGGUCUGUUUCCAUCUUCUAACAUGGUAAUUACUCCAUACAAGGAUUUGUACUUGUAAAAUUACUGACUGUUGAAAAGUUAUUUUGCAAAUUAGAGUAUGCAAAUAUGCAACAUCAUGGAAUUGAAAAAGAGAUUAGAAGUUGAGAAAAUGAAAAGACCAAUUGCAUUAUUGAACAUAUUUCCCGAUUUGUCAGCCAUCUUAAUUCUAGCCCUUUCAAUCAGCCUUCUUUUCCCAAGUCAAUAUCCCCAAGUUGUGCCUGGUUUUAAGGGUCAGUGCUCUACACAUCUUUGCAGCCACCUGUGCCUGGAAUAUUGCCUUUAUCUAGUUUUAUUCAGUUUUUACAAUGUAUUUGAAUUGUGAUAUAUAUUAUGAAGUUAUUAUGGUAUUCAUUACGUGGAAAAAUGCAAUAAAAUAAUACAGAGAAAGUGCAUUGGAAUCUGGAUGAUAGGAAGCAAAGGGGUGUAUAUAUAUAUUUAUUAACAUAAUCAGAAAUGUUAUAAAGAUAUUUAAAUAUCAUUAUUUUGCUUUCUGUCAUGUUUUACAUGUUUCAUAUCUGCGAAACUUAUAAAAUCCUUAUGUAAUUUAGUAACAUAGUAAGAUGGUAUUGUUAAAUUAAUGAAAUCAGUAAGUCUGCAUACUUCAUUAUUGAGAGAAUCAGACAAAAUGGGUCCUUAGUGCAGGAUAGCAGAAAGGCUGAAAAUACCAGGGUCAAAGUUGAGGUGGAUGACACAUUAUUGC
Messenger RNA from Pristis pectinata (smalltooth sawfish), 6315 nucleotides. RefSeq names its product synaptotagmin VIII (gene syt8). Gene Ontology annotation, biological process: cellular response to calcium ion; regulation of calcium ion-dependent exocytosis; synaptic vesicle endocytosis. Gene Ontology annotation, cellular component: dense core granule; axon; synaptic vesicle membrane. The record is from RefSeq and is a predicted model, not a curated record. Bases 237 to 1439 code for a protein of 400 amino acids. The transcript has 10 exons. NCBI's taxonomy places the organism in Eukaryota, Metazoa, Chordata, Chondrichthyes, Rhinopristiformes, Pristidae. Gene Ontology annotation, molecular function: calcium-dependent phospholipid binding; clathrin binding; phosphatidylserine binding.